This is a messenger RNA of Solanum tuberosum (potato), 1936 nucleotides long. Its product is annotated as endoplasmic reticulum oxidoreductin-1. Bases 198 to 1622 code for a protein of 474 amino acids. Gene Ontology annotation, biological process: protein folding in endoplasmic reticulum. The transcript is spliced from 10 exons. The record is from RefSeq and is a predicted model, not a curated record. Gene Ontology annotation, cellular component: endoplasmic reticulum membrane; endoplasmic reticulum. NCBI's taxonomy places the organism in Eukaryota, Viridiplantae, Streptophyta, Magnoliopsida, Solanales, Solanaceae. Gene Ontology annotation, molecular function: thiol oxidase activity; FAD binding; protein-disulfide reductase activity.
UUUCAGAAAUUAGACCCAAAAAAAGGAAAUUAAAUCCCAAAAAUUCAUCGGUUCUUCAAAUAUAACGGCUUCGAUUCUGCUAAUUAACAGUAGUUGACACUCAAAUUCGUUUCAUAAUUCAACAAAUAAAAGUUUAAUUAGUAUUUUUUAUUUUUUUGGGUCAAAGAUUUUAGGGGUUUUGUGGAAGAAUUGUUGUGAUGGUGGAAGAAACUGAAGUUAACGAGCUGAAGAAGACGGAGAAUGAGAAGAGGAGAAGUGGAUGGAAAUUGGGUCGAUCAGCAAUUGGAGCGAUUGUGGUGUUGAUGAUAGCAUUUGGUGUGACUUUUUUGUAUACACAAAAGGGAAAAUCGUGUCCUUGUUUUCAGGACUCUAGAAAAUAUACUGGGAUAGUUGAAGACUGUUGUUGUGAUUAUGAAACAGUUGACACUAUUAAUGGGGCUGUGCUGCAUCCUUUACUCCAAGGGCUUGUUACAACUCCAUUUUUUAGAUACUUUAAGGUUAAGCUGUGGUGUGACUGCCCUUUUUGGCCUGAUGAUGGUAUGUGUAAGUUACGAGAUUGCAGUGUAUGCGAAUGUCCAGAAAAUGAGUUCCCCGAAUCUUUUAGGAGACCACCACUUGGCCUUGCUGCUGAUGAUCUAAAAUGCCAAGAGGGAAAACCAGAGGCAGCUGUUGAUCGCACUCUUGACUCUAAGGUUUUCAGGGGAUGGAUAGAGGUAGAUAACCCUUGGACAGUUGAUGAUGAGACAGAUAAUGGGGAGAUGACAUAUGUCAAUCUCUUGCUGAACCCGGAGCGUUACACCGGUUACACUGGUCCCUCAGCCAGGCGAAUAUGGGAUGCUAUAUACUCAGAGAAUUGUCCAAAAUAUGCAUCUGGAGAGAUUUGCCAGGAGAAAAAGGUUUUAUACAAACUAAUAUCUGGUCUCCACUCCUCAAUCUCAAUACACAUAGCUGCUGAUUACCUGCUUGAUGAAACUAAAAACCAGUGGGGUACAAAUCCAGAUUUGAUGUAUGAUCGUGUUCUACAAUAUCCUGAACGUGUCCGAAACUUGUAUUUUACUUUCCUCUUUGUUCUCCGAGCUGUAACAAAAGCAAAAGAUUACUUGGAGCAAGCUGAGUAUGAUACUGGUAAUCCUGAGGAAGACCUUAAAGCACAGUCCCUUAUUCGACAGCUACUAUACAACCCCAAACUGCAGGCUGCAUGUCCAGUUCCAUUUGACGAAGCUAAACUGUGGAAAGGCCAAAGUGGACCUGAGCUAAAGCAGCAGAUUCAAAAGCAAUUCAGGAAUAUUAGUGCUCUCAUGGAUUGUGUAGGAUGUGAGAAAUGUCGACUGUGGGGAAAGCUCCAGGUUCUUGGUCUUGGAACUGCAUUAAAGAUUCUCUUCUCAGUUGAUGGUGAAUAUCGUCAUGAUCAACAUCUGCAGUUACAAAGAAAUGAAGUGAUUGCUCUGGUAAACCUACUUAAUCGCCUUUCAGAAUCUAUCAAGCUAGUACAGGAAAUGAGCCCUACAUUUGAGAAGACAAUGAAGGGGCUAAGUCUACAGCCAGCUGCUAAGUUUAUAAGUUCGUGGAAUAGACUAUUGAAAACAGUAUUAGGAGAUAGGUUGAGGAAGCUUACAUUGUAGCGGGUCAUUUUGAUACAAUUUUGGUGUAUAAUGAUGUAAAGAAUGAAUACAACUUAAACUAUUGAAAGGUAAGAAGAUUUCUACAGCCGGAUAGCAUACAUGGAUACACAGAUUAAUCGCGGGAUCAGUGCUUAAAUUUGGAAAGACGGGAAUCCAUUACUAGGUAAACUGGAAAUUAGUAUUGUGUCACUUGAUCAUAUGUAACUUUAUGGAUCCCUUUGAAAUGUUGUAACAUUAUUGUUGAAACUAUAUCUCUGUGUUCCUGAAUGAAAAGUGACAAUUUUGCUUCUAAUAUGAAGACAAUGUUAGCAUCC